GCUAGCUCAUAUCGUCUUUACGUUUUUUUCUUCUCUUUCUAGAAGCCUUCAUUUGAUACGCCUGACACUGUUUUAAGGGCACCAGUCAGGAUAGCGCAGCACGUAUUGUUCCAAAUUAGCCUCUAGGAUUAUAAUUAUAACCUCGGGAAGAAAAAGAAACAGGUAAAGGGAAAAAAAAAAAGAGAAAAAAAAAAGGGGGGGGGGUGAAGUUUUAAAAUUAUAACCCAGACUGCAUACUUAUAAGAAAAGAAAAUGGCGGGACAGGACAGUUUCGUGCGCGGCAUUCUAGUGGUUCGUGUGUUCAGUGGGUUCUACAUGGUUGUGUCUAGUCUUUCACUUGUAACAGUCACUUUAGAAAUGUAGGACACUAAGGAAGUCAGACUCGUUUUCCAGUAUAUGUUAACCCUUGGACUCCUAACACAUUGAAAGAGAGGUCUCCCUGUGAUGACCUUCCCGCCAGAGAUGCAACCUCUAUACACCAAUGGAUCAGGAGCAGAGUUUAGAAUCUCACCAGCCUGUUCCUGCACUCUAUGAACAAAGAGCUAGGCUGUCCCCGUCCAAUGUUGGAAGUGUCUACCCCGCUCUCCAGAAUCUGCAACGAAUCAGCCAUGGUCCUGGUGAUGCGUCUGUAGGGACCACUCUUGUCAAUGACCAGUUUACCAGUCAAACCCUUCCGACAAACCAGACGGAUGGAGUUGGCCAGCAUCGGAGAAACAUCACAUCCUCCAGCAACCAAGAAGGGCUUGCGGUUAUUUCUGGGCCCACUUUGCCCAGUUAUCCCCAGAUCAGCCGAGAAAUCUCCUCAAGUCAUCCUGCUUCCUGCAGUUCCCACCUAGACUCUUCUCUGCCUGAUAUUCUUCACUCGCACGUCGUUCAGCCAGUGCAUCCCAUCAGGCACAACCAGCACAGGCAACAGAGGAGCAGAAACCUUAACAGGAGGGCUGGGGAGGCAGCGCCUUCCCAUCACAGAGCUCAUGGCAGCAGGCAUAGGAGGCGACACAGAGUUCACUCAGCGCCAGCAGCACCGACACAGGAGGGGUCGUGUAAAGAGCCUUGUGUAAAGUGUGUAGUUGUUAUCACAACAUUCCGUUGGGUUUUAGUUGUUUUGUCCAUUCUUGGAGUAUUUUGUGUUGUUACUGGAAUAGUUCUAGCAGCCAUCAGGUCAGCAGGAAACAGCUUCUUGUUUUUGGCUAUCAUGUUCAUUGGCUUGGGUGUCUUGCUUGUAAUAGUUGUUGGAGUAGGAUGGAAGUGCACACCCAGAGGUCAUGAGCCUCUCCAUGCACUCUUUGGGAUUGGAACAUUUCGCCAUGGUCACAGCAGAACAAGACAUCCAAGAAGGCAUCGAAACCGUGAUGGAAACUGGUUUGGAGGUUAUCUGUAUCCAGAAUUUCAAUACAGGUGUCCUCCCCCAUCCUAUGCAGCUUCUAUGCAAGAUUAUCAAAGCCAAGGACUAUCAGAGCAAGACAUUUCUUCAACAAGUGUCACCUCUGUAAUAUAUGAUGCACCCAGUUCUCCUCCACCCUCGUACCGCUCACGAGCUUCUACUGCUCACUCUGGCAUUCAUAUAACAUUUGAUCACGAGGGUGACCUACCGAACUCUAGGCCUCCUACAUAUAGGUCAAGGGCACCUUCACGUCGCCCAUCCAUUCCCAUAGGGGAGGUAAAUGAAGGUCCUAGUGCCACUCAUGAUGGAUCAGUCUCCAGUGAACCUAAUACUGCUGCCAUAGGAUCUGAUAACUUGGCACAACCUGGUUCAUCUGUGGUAACAGUCGUCAAGAAAAAAGAAAUUUAUUUACCUAGUUCCUCUGUGUUGCCUGGACAUUCUGGGGGAGGUGGGGGACCUAGUCUUCACCACAGAAUGGCUUCAGAGGAUCGCCAUGUCCUGGAACAUACCCUGCAGUCUUUAGAGGAGCACUUCAAUGAAAGUGGAGGUUUUACAAAUGAAGGGGCUCGGUUUGAUGAGCAAGAGUUGCCUCCAGACUUUAACACUUAUUUAUAGCCUUUAUCUGUAACUGUUGAAACUCCUGCGACUGUCCUUACUAACCACUGUUUAUAUGUACAUUGACUUGACAAGACAAUAAUACUAGUUGUUUACUAGCCCAUGUACUAUGCCUAAAUUAUACAUGAAAAUAAGGGGCAGUAUUUGAGUUAAAUAUGCACAAACCAAGAAACCAGCUCAAGUAACAUGAAAAGUGUUCCAAAGAAAUCUGGACUACAUUUGGUUCUUCUGUCUGCUGCAGUAAAUGUACACAAGAGCCCUAUUUUAGGACUAUUAAGUUGAAUCAAGACUUGACUUGUCUGUUGCCAGGAGGCUAAUGUUAUUGUGAGAAGAAAGAGAAUUGUUUCAAUCAAACACUGUCAUUGUUUUUUUUUGUUGUUGUUUUAAUACAUAGAAUACAUUGAAAGCAUGUAGUAGUAUUUAAAUUUCAUUGUUAAAAUUCUCAAUACUUGCUAACAUGAGGAUGAUUUUAUAAGUUUUAAUUGUUGGAAACAUUAAAAUAAUUUUUUAUUUAGGAAAUGUAAAUAUUUUGUGUGUUUUUUUUUUAAUUGUUUCAAAAGCUCAUCAAGUGAGAUUAAACAUCAAAAUAUUGAUAUCUGUGAUAGUCAUUGGUUCAGUACAGCUCUUUUCAUUUGUUGUAAUUUUAUGUUAUGAAAUAUUAUCAAACUAUUCUUUUACAAUCCUAUAUAUCAGCGGUUCCUAAAUUUUCUUAAAUUAGGGACUGCAAUAAAUAAUUUAAAACCACCAAAUUUGUUAAUGUUAAUUCAUUGAAAUUUAAUAUUUUUAAAAAAAUUCUUUGAUAUUUAUAAUGAUAUUAUUUGACAUGAGACUAAUAAAUACUAGAAUCUAUAGACAAAAAUUGUUUUGUAACAUUGACUUCUGCUUGUAUUCAAACUAAAAUUGUGCCCAAAUAAAAGUCUGGAAAUAGGAUUUGAGUUACCAAGGCUAACUUGAAUUACCUUUGAUGUGUUGAAAAUUAAAUUCAUAUUGAUCUUGAGAACAAAUGUAGAGUUUUUCAUUUUGUUAGGUCUUGGCAGUAGUAGAAACUUGAGUAAAAUUUUAACCAAUAGUUUAGAUAAUAGACAUUCAAACAUAUUUUCAAAGAUGAAGUUUAGAAAAUGUAAUUGAUCUAAAGGUGCAGCAUGUAAAUGUAAUGAAAACAAUACUGGAUCCAUUGUCAGAUGACUUAUACCAAUUUUAUAAAGUCAGCAGUGCUGACUUCUGAACAGUUCUGAGGUGCCACUCAUCUCAUAUUGAGUUUAUAAGUGCAAAACAAAUUGUUUCCCUAAACAACAUUUUUUUUUCAGGCUGACUUUAUACACUUCUAUUAGUGUGUUUCAUAUAUAGAGCAUACAUAGCCUGGGCGACAUCGUUCUGACCAUAAACAAUGCCCAGGCUUUCAUCUCGCUUACUCAAAGGAGGCCAAUGAAUAACUGAUAUUUAUUUGUAUUUGUUAAUUGUAAAUAUUUAAUAUUAACUUAUUACAUAUGUGAACAAAUUCUGAUUGUUUUUAGUGUUUUUGCUAAGGAUAUUUUCUGUUCAUAUAAAUAAAUGUCCUGUUAAAUUGUUUCAGCAUUUUUGUCUACUCUCUCCUAACCAUUGUUACAAGAAUUGUAUUUGGAAAAAUGUUACAACUUUUUUGUUACUGUAAAAGUUUGUUACUAUAUGUGCCUUAGGACUGUGCCUUAUAUUAAUUUAGAGAGAGAGCAUCACAGUGUCUAAAGAUAUUCAAUACAAGGUGACCAGAAUUUUUUUUAGACUAAUCCAGGGCUUAUAGUAGAAAACCCCCAAAAAUUAAGGGACUGACCUUGACUGAAAGGAAUGGAUGCUUACCUCAAUUAUAACUGCUCAAGUCAAUUUCAUUUCUCACAGUUAUUGCUGUUACAUUCACUUUUCUUUCUAGAAAGAACGUUUUUCUACUCGUGUUUCUUUCAUUUGUGUCUGUGUUCUUCAAUAAAUGUCUAUCUUCAUUUUCUUUUCCUAUUUGAAACUGUUGACUUGUACAAGACAGACUUUAUAUAUAUAUAUAUGUAUAGUAAAGACUAAAUGAAUGUAGGAGUGAUUGGAAGAAAUAGUUAAAGCACUACUAGUCUAUUAUUUUAUUAUGCAUAGCAACUUCUCUUCCAAUCUAUCAGUUUAAUGUAUUGAAUAUAAAAAUUAGUAUAGGUGCUAAGUUUAUUGAAAUAAUAAACAAUUUGUUUUAAAUCUUGAAAAAAAAAGCAGCAAUUCAUCUUGGUUUCUUUUAGCUGUAGAUGGUUGAAGUUAGAAUAGAAAUAGUUUAUAAUGUUAUGUGUGACUAAUCAGAAUGUUUUGACUACAAUAUAAAGUACUUAUUUUUUAUCUUCUUCAAAUGUCAGACAAAUCUCUGUUUGUGUGUCUCAAUGUUUUUAUCAAAUUUAUAAAACUGUUCUAUCUACACAUUUGUUUUAAAAUGUUUUGUUUCAAAUAGAUUUUUUAAAUGGGUAUCAACGUUGUUGUUUUUUAUAAGAUGUACAAACUUCAAUUGAGUGAUAAUCUGUUUUUACAAGAAAUUUUGUAACAUGAUUAUCUGGCAUGUAGCUUUUUGGGACAUUAUCACCUAGCUGAAUAUUAUUGAUAACAUGUGAAGUCACAGCAGAUAAAGUACAGAUAUUAAUGUAUAGUCAUGAGCUUUUUUUUUUUUUUUACUUAUCUAAAAUUAUAAGUCAUUAUAGUUUGGUUGUUAGUAGAAGUGAGGACUCUUACACUUGUCUAAGCAAGAAAAUUCUCUCUUAAUGUAAGAAUUAAUUAUUCUUAUCUUACCACCAAUAUUACCUAAGAUGCCACAUUACCAACAGGUCAAUCCCUAGUGAAGUUUGAACAAUAUCACUUUGCUGGUUUUUUAUUAAAAGGUAAACAAGAAUUGUCUGGAUUAAAAAAAAUAUUAGCACCUAUACAUCUUUUAUCACAGCACUCAGUUUCCAAUACUCUGGUCUAGGUGGGUUUUUUUUUACUUACUACUCUAUGGUUGACAUUCUAGCUAAAAUUACAGGUCACUUACCCUACCAUAGAACACGAAAACAACUUGCAGAAUCAAUGAUCUAUGUCUCUAUAUUUAAAGAAUUGUUUCUGUUUUUAUAUGUAACACAAGUACAUAUUACAGAACAAUAGAUUAUUAAAACCAGAUAACUAAAAUUUUUAGAUCUGUAUUUCAGUUUGACUGGACUCAUUAAAUUCACUUAUUGCUCUAGGUAUUCCCAUUGGAAAUGGGAUGACUAGUGGCAUAAACUUGUAGAACUGCUGAAAAAUGUAAACAAUGUUAUGUCCAACACAACACACCUGUGGAGAGAAGUGUGAGUUGAUUCAUUCUUGAUUGGUUUCUGAAAUGGAAUGUCAUUUUUUAAUACCUAUGUCAUGUUGUACAUUAUGAUUUGUGUAAUGGAGACUUCAUCACAUAGUUUUAUUCAAUUUUUCUUGUUGAACUCAUUUAGGCCAGAUUAAAAAUGUCUAAAAUCAAACUUGUGAAAGUUUUACCUGGCAGGCAAAGUGAAAUAUUUCAGUGAGUGAUACAAUUAUCUAUGCAAGUGAUUCAACUGAAAGUGUGUCAUAAUUUUGUUUUGACUGAUGAUGUCUAAGUUCAAUAAGAGGGAAGCUAUUCAAGGGAGACCAUCAAGGUCAUAGCUUUGGGAAACAAAAAAUCUGUUGUCUGUUAUUUGACCAAAUGUUUGUCUGGACAUUCCAAAAGUGUUUGUAUUCAAGUCUGCUGCUAGUCUUUUUAUUUUUCAUUUGAAAAGUUUUUAUCUGAUAAUUUUUGUAAUCUUGUAAAAGUCUACAAUUGUAUUUUUUUUUUCAUUGAAAUGUUCUUAUGAAGUCAAGGUACAAAGUUUGCAUACAAUUGUUUCCGUCUACAAAAUAAAACAAUUAUGUCAUUUCAUUCAGUCAUUUAUAUACUUUGCCAUGAUAUUCUACAAAAGGCAUUGCCUAUAAGUAGGAUGUAUUAUUAUUAGUAGUACAAUGUAUGUUUAUGUUUCAAACAAAUAAACUUUUUUUUUUCUUUGAUA
This is a messenger RNA of Biomphalaria glabrata, 6018 nucleotides long. RefSeq lists its product as uncharacterized. Lineage: Eukaryota; Metazoa; Mollusca; Gastropoda; Planorbidae. The transcript has 4 exons. The coding region runs from base 482 to 1999 and encodes 505 amino acids. The record is from RefSeq and is a predicted model, not a curated record.